Molecule: messenger RNA, 990 nt
Organism: Acaulospora colombiana
Lineage: Eukaryota; Fungi; Glomeromycota; Glomeromycetes; Diversisporales; Acaulosporaceae
Source: the annotation of a GenBank genome assembly
GUAACGUACAAUAGUAGUACUAUGUUCUCAAGUCCAAGACUAAGAAGAGUCUUAGUGAUCAUGGAGGAAUCAAAGACUGAAGAGAGAUCUUCUUGUGCACCUCCUCAGGUCAACUCAAAGGACCAAACUCCCACGGCGCUUGGCGCAGCUACAAAUGGCGAUGAUCUUCAGCCAGCGCUCGAUGCAACCAAGAAUUAUCCUAAUAUCAUCGUCCUUGGGGAAACAGGCAGUGGUAAAAGCUCUGUAAUCAAUAUGCUCCAUGGUUCUAGAGAGGCCAAAGUGUCAAACGGAGCAAAGGGUGAAACCUUCAAGAACGAAUGUUACGAAAAAGUGCUCCGUGAACGAACGAUAAAUGUGUUCGAUACAGUCGGCCUCGACGAAGGUGACCAAGGGACGUGUGCGGCGGAACAAGCGAUCAGAAAUCUCUACGGACUUAUACGCCAGCUGGAAAAUGGCGUUAAUCUGCUGGUGUACAUCCUGCGAGCGCCUCGAAUCACAAAAACAGACCAGACGAACUACGACCUAUUCUAUAAACAGCUAUGCUGCAGUGCAGUUCCGAUAGUGCUAGUCGUGACUGGCUUGGAAGAUGAAGAGGAUAUGGGCAAAUGGUGGUUCGAUAACGAAAAUAUUUUCAACGAUUAUGGGAUGAAGUUUGCCGAAUCAGCUUGUAUAACUGCCACCAAAGGGAAAUUAAAGAAAGGAGUGUAUACGCUUCAGGAAGAAUAUGAUGAGUCAAAGAUCAAGGUUCAAGACUUAAUCGCUAAACACUACAGCCGGGUUCCAUGGAAAAUGCCGAAAUUGCUUUGGCUUCAACGAAUGGUGAAAAUUUGUGGUGCUCACUUCGGUAAAGCAGUUCUCUCAGGGGUCGGUUUUCUACAUUUUAUAUUUUAUGAAUCCUCUCAGACAUUAGGCGAGUUGCGUGCGGCGGUGAGAACAACGCUCUAUGACUGUGACCUUGAUGGUACAAUUCCUCCACAUGAUAAAUCGUAG